Messenger RNA from Colletotrichum spaethianum, 636 nucleotides. Its product is annotated as putative sulfate permease. The record is from RefSeq and is a predicted model, not a curated record. The transcript has 2 exons. The coding region runs from base 1 to 636 and encodes 211 amino acids. Gene Ontology annotation, cellular component: Golgi apparatus; endosome; trans-Golgi network. Gene Ontology annotation, molecular function: antiporter activity. Lineage: Eukaryota; Fungi; Ascomycota; Sordariomycetes; Glomerellales; Glomerellaceae.
AUGGGUGGCAUAGUCUUCGAGGCCAUUCGACUAGUCAUGAUCCAGGUGCUCCUCAAGGGUGAGGACGCGCAGAAGAUGGACCCCCUCGUUAGUCUCUAUUACUUCGCCCCCAUCUGCGCUAUCAUGAACUUCUUUGUCGCCUGGGCGAGUGAAUUCAGUACCUUUAAGAUGAGCGACCUACAACACACGGGGGUUGCAACACUGCUGCUCAACGCGACUGUAGCCUUCAUGCUCAACGUAUCUAGCGUCUUUCUUAUUGGUAAAACAUCCGGUCUCGUCAUGACCCUCAGCAGCAUCUUCAAAAACAUCCUUCUGAUUAUCGUCUCUGUCAUUAUCUGGCAGAACACCAUCAGCUUGAUGCAGUUUUUUGGUUAUAGCAUCGCUCUUGUGGGCCUCGUUAUCUACUCAACUGGAUGGGAGCAACUCAAGGGGUCGGGCACUGACGCCGUUGCGUGGGCCUGCACCCUUUGGGACUCGUACACACUCGACGAGGGGCGCCGCUCGCAGUUUAGGGAACACGCUAUUGUUGUUGGUCUGAUAGUCCUCAUCAUUGGGAUGCUCAUCUUGGGCUUCACCUAUGGAGCCUCGACAGUGCCGUUGAACUCGUUGACCACGAUGGAGACCGUCGGCAAUUAG